Molecule: messenger RNA, 3851 nt
Organism: Eptesicus fuscus (big brown bat)
Lineage: Eukaryota; Metazoa; Chordata; Mammalia; Chiroptera; Vespertilionidae
Gene: BRAF
Product: B-Raf proto-oncogene, serine/threonine kinase
Exons: 20
Coding region: 185-2512 (775 amino acids)
Biological process (GO): signal transduction; protein phosphorylation
Cellular component (GO): plasma membrane; cytosol; mitochondrion
Molecular function (GO): protein kinase activity; ATP binding
Source: RefSeq, a predicted model, not a curated record
GCUGCCGUUGGGGGCCGCGGGCCGGUUCCUGAGGUGGCCCAGCGCCCUCCCGCCGCCGGCGCCGCCCGGCCGUCGCCCCCGCCGCCCCCCGCCCUCCGCCUCCGCCUCCCCCCCCCCGCCCUCCGCCUCCCUUCCCCCUCCCCGCCCAGCAGCGGUCGCUCGAGCCCCGGCUCUCGGUGAUAAGAUGGCGGCGCUGAGCGGCGACGGCGGCGCGGAGCAGGGCCAGGCUCUGUUCAACGGGGACAUGGAGCCCGAGGCCGGCGCCGGCGCCGCGGCCUCUUCGGCUGCGGACCCCGCCAUCCCCGAGGAGGUGUGGAAUAUCAAACAAAUGAUUAAGUUGACACAGGAACAUAUAGAGGCGUUAUUGGAUAAAUUUGGUGGGGAGCAUAAUCCACCAUCAAUAUAUCUGGAGGCCUAUGAAGAAUACACCAGCAAGCUAGAUGCCCUCCAACAAAGAGAACAACAAUUAUUGGAAUCCCUGGGGAAUGGAACUGAUUUUUCUGUUUCUAGCUCUGCAUCAACGGACACCGUUACAUCUUCUUCCUCUUCUAGCCUUUCAGUGCUACCUUCAUCUCUUUCAGUUUUUCAAAAUCCCACAGAUGUGUCACGGAGCAACCCUAAGUCACCACAAAAACCUAUUGUUAGAGUCUUCCUGCCCAACAAACAGAGGACAGUGGUACCUGCAAGGUGUGGAGUUACAGUCCGGGACAGUCUAAAGAAAGCAUUGAUGAUGAGAGGUCUAAUCCCAGAGUGCUGUGCUGUUUACAGAAUUCAGGAUGGAGAGAAGAAACCAAUUGGAUGGGACACUGAUAUUUCCUGGCUUACUGGAGAGGAAUUGCAUGUUGAAGUAUUGGAAAAUGUUCCACUUACAACACACAACUUUGUACGGAAAACUUUUUUCACUUUAGCAUUUUGUGACUUUUGUCGAAAGCUGCUUUUCCAGGGUUUCCGCUGUCAAACAUGUGGUUAUAAAUUUCACCAGCGUUGUAGUACAGAGGUUCCACUGAUGUGUGUUAAUUAUGACCAACUUGAUUUGCUGUUUGUCUCCAAGUUUUUUGAACACCACCCAAUACCACAGGAGGAGGCCUCCUUUGCAGAGACUACCCUUACAUCUGGAUCAUCCCCUUCCACACACUCCUCCGAUUCCUUUGGGCCCCAAAUGCUCACCAGUCCGUCUCCUUCAAAAUCCAUUCCAAUUCCACAGCCUUUCCGACCAGCAGAUGAAGACCAUCGAAAUCAGUUUGGACAACGAGAUCGGUCCUCAUCGGCUCCAAAUGUGCAUAUAAACACAAUAGAACCUGUCAAUAUUGAUGAAAAAUUCCCAGAAGUGGAAUUACAGGAUCAAAGGGACUUGAUUAGAGACCAAGGGUUUCGUAGUGACGGAGGGUCAACUACAGGUUUAUCCGCCACCCCCCCUGCCUCAUUACCUGGCUCACUCACUAAUGUGAAAGCAUUACAGAAAUCUCCAGGACCUCAGCGGGAAAGAAAAUCAUCUUCAUCCUCAGAAGACAGGAAUCGAAUGAAAACACUUGGUAGACGGGAUUCAAGUGACGAUUGGGAGAUUCCUGAUGGGCAGAUCACAGUGGGACAAAGAAUUGGUUCCGGGUCAUUUGGGACAGUCUACAAGGGGAAGUGGCAUGGUGAUGUGGCAGUGAAAAUGUUGAAUGUGACAGCACCGACACCUCAGCAGUUACAAGCCUUCAAAAAUGAAGUAGGAGUACUCAGGAAAACUCGACAUGUGAAUAUUCUACUCUUCAUGGGCUAUUCAACAAAGCCACAACUGGCUAUUGUUACCCAGUGGUGUGAGGGCUCCAGCUUAUAUCACCAUCUCCACAUCAUUGAGACCAAAUUUGAGAUGAUCAAACUUAUAGAUAUUGCACGGCAGACUGCACAGGGCAUGGAUUACUUACACGCCAAGUCAAUCAUCCACAGAGACCUCAAGAGUAAUAAUAUUUUUCUUCAUGAAGACCUCACAGUAAAAAUAGGUGACUUUGGUCUAGCCACAGUGAAAUCUCGAUGGAGUGGGUCCCAUCAGUUUGAACAGUUGUCUGGAUCCAUUCUGUGGAUGGCACCAGAAGUAAUCAGAAUGCAAGACAAAAACCCUUAUAGCUUUCAGUCAGAUGUAUAUGCAUUUGGGAUUGUUCUGUAUGAAUUGAUGACUGGACAAUUACCUUAUUCAAACAUCAACAACAGGGACCAGAUAAUUUUUAUGGUGGGACGAGGAUAUCUAUCUCCAGAUCUCAGUAAGGUACGAAGUAACUGUCCAAAAGCCAUGAAGAGAUUAAUGGCAGAGUGCCUAAAAAAGAAAAGAGAUGAGAGACCACUCUUUCCCCAAAUUCUUGCCUCUAUUGAGCUGUUGGCCCGCUCAUUGCCAAAAAUUCACCGCAGUGCAUCAGAACCCUCCUUGAAUCGGGCUGGCUUCCAAACAGAGGAUUUUAGUCUAUAUGCUUGUGCUUCUCCAAAAACACCCAUCCAGGCAGGGGGAUAUGGAGAAUUUGCAGCCUUCAAGUAGCCACACCAUCAUGGCAGCAUCUACUCUUAUUUCUUAAGUCUUGUGUUCGUACAAUUUGUUAACAUCAAACACAGUUCUGUUCCUCAGAUCCUUUUUUAAAGAAAUGAAAUUUUCAAUUCAUAAGCUGAUGUGGAACAGAAUGGAAAUUCCCAUCCAAGAAAAGAGGGAAGAAUGUUUUAGGAACCAGAAUUCUCUGCUGCCAGUGUUUCUUCUUCAACACAAACACCACGUGCAUACAAGUCUGCCCAGUCCCAGGAAGAGGAGAGACCCUGAGUUCUGGCCUUUUGAUGGUCAGGCAUGAUGGAAAGACACUGCUGCUACAGCUUGGGAGAUUGGCUCUGGAGUCUGCCGGUCGACUGUGCCCUUCUAACCACCAGAUCAAUGUGUGGCUGAUCAUCUGAUGGGGCAGUUGCAAUCACCAAGCAUCGUUCUCUUUCCUGUUCUGGGAUUCUGUUGUGGAGCUCUUUUCCCUAGCCACCACUGGUUAAUUUCUGAGGGACGGAACAAAAAUGCAGCAUGCCCUACCUGUGUAGUGCACGUUCAGUCCUUGACUCAUUUUUAUCAAAAUGAAGCUAUUUUAUUUAAGUGGAGGAUGAGAGGGAGACAGAGCUACGUUUUGGUGCAGAGGAAAAGGGAAUGCUGCAUCUUUUUCCUGACCUCCUGGGUUUCUGGCUUCUGUUUCCUUGCUCACUGAGGGUGUCUGCCUACCCACGCAGGCUGGAAAGUGCUGGCACACAUUGCCUUCUUUGCUCAUUGGGUCCAGCAAUGAAGAGAAGUGUCUGGGGGGAGGGGGGGUUCCCCUCCACAAUAUAGCAAGUUCUCAGGAAAAUCUUCCUCCCAAGCUCUUCCAGUCACCAAGUACUUACGUGGCUACUUUGCCCAAGGCACAAAAAUGCCAUGGUGGUAUUUAGUUAAAAGCCUACAGAACUGCUUGAUAACAGUUUUGAAUGUGAGACAUUUAUGUAAUUUAAAUGUAAGGUACAAGUUUGAAUUUCUGAGUUUCUUCUAUUAUAUUUUUAUUAAAAAUAAUUUUCAGAUUUAAUUGAAUUGGAAUAAAACAAUACUUCCCAUUAGAAUUAUAUAUCCUGAAAAAUUGUAUUUUUGUUAUAUAAACAACUUUUAAAGAAAAAUCAUUAUCCUUCCUCUACCUAAACAUGGGGAGUCUUAACAUAUGACAAAUAUUUAUAAUUUUUAAAUUAAUGGUACUUGCUGGAUCCACACUAACAUCUUUGCUAAUAUCUCAUUGUUUCUUCCAGUUUACUCUUACACUACAUCCUCAUUUUCUUUCUAGUCUUUUACCUAGAAUAUGCAACCUAAAAUAAAAAUGGUGGUAUCUCCA